AUGCAUAAGGUGAUGGCAGGAAGAAGCGCCGACCCCUCAGAUAACCUUAAAAUGAAACCACCCAAAGGAAUACUCAAGUCUUCAUCUAGUUUUGAAGCACCUGAUGCUCCUGGAGGGUCAAGGAAAAAUCAGAAGAAUUCUAAAGAGACAACAUUUGAUGAAAUGAACAUUCUUGAGACUUUACAUCCUCCUGGCAAGGAUUAUGGGCAUAUGAAAAUUGAUGAGCCUAAAACGCCUUAUGAAAGGGAUGUCCCAGAUGCAGUCGGUGUGGAUCCUGAUGAUCUUGCAAAGAGAAUGCGGGAGGAAUCUGAAAAACCUAGGAGAGAGUUACCAUCGAUGGAAGAAGAUUCGGCCGGAGAAGAAGAUCUCACUCCAGAAGAGAGGGAGAAAAAGAGGCAGUUUGAAAUGAAAAGGAAAGCACACUAUAAUGAAUAUCUUAUGGCCAAGAAGAAGUUGCAGGAACUGAAGGAUGAAGAUGACGAUGAUGAUGAUUAA
Molecule: messenger RNA, 495 nt
Organism: Nezara viridula (southern green stink bug)
Lineage: Eukaryota; Metazoa; Arthropoda; Insecta; Hemiptera; Pentatomidae
Source: the annotation of a GenBank genome assembly